GUAUGACCUACCCGCUUGACUCGCAAUUCUUUUUUUUUUCGUGUUUGCCAUUUAUUAGUCAUUUAGUCCUCUCUCAUACUCUUGAGUCUUCGUCUUUGUCAUUCACUGUUUACUUCCUUCAUCAUCGGCAAAAAAAAUUGUGAAUGAAUAGCAAAACCAACAACACUCUAUCAGUCCAAACCUCGCCGUCUUCGAUGAGGACGGCGCCGAUUCUUUCUCUUAAAUUCGGGAAACUUGUUACAUUCCGUGAUCAGAAAGGAGGAGCCACAGAAACUACUAUUUGUUGGUUUUGAUUUUAGUGAAAUAUAAUAUUGAUCCGUGAUUGAAUAGUCCAGCGUGUCGUGUGCAUACGUUUUGAUAAUGAAAAUGGAGGAUUUUGUCUUGAGUGAUGAUGAUGAUUAUUCUUAUUAUGAGAAUGAUGAUGACGAUGAGUCUUUGGACGUGUUUCAAGCCCUUGACGGUGAGUUGCUGUUUCCAAUGGCGAAUGGUCCUUCCUGCAAGGUAAUUACCAAAGAAACUUUAUUGUCUGCACAGAAAGAGGACUUGCAAAGAGUGAUGGACUUGCUGUCACUGAAGGAACACCAUGCAAGAACCUUACUUAUUCAUUAUCGAUGGGAUGUUGAAAAGGUUAUGGCUGUGCUUGUAGAGGAUGGGAAAGAUAAGUUAUGCGCUGGAGCUGGUGUGCCUGUUAUUGGACAUGAUCUGUCACAGAUUUCAUCCACACUGAUGUGCAGUAUUUGUUUUGAGGAUGUAGCUGCAGAUGAGGCAACUGUGAUGGACUGUGGUCAUUGCUUUUGCAACAAUUGUUGGAUCGAGCAUUUUAUUGUGAAGAUAAACGACGGCCAAAGCAGACACAUUAAGUGCAUGGCAUACAAGUGCAACGCUGUCUGUGAUGAUUCGAAAAUCAGAUGUCUAGUUGGUGGGAGGUAUCCUAGUCUUGCGGAGAAAUUUGAUCGUUCUCUUUUAGAAUCAUAUAUUGAGGACAAUAGAAGAGUUAAAUGGUGCCCCAGUGUCCCUCACUGUGGAAAUGCAAUAAGAAUUGAAGAGGAUGAACUUUGCGAAGUUGAAUGUGCAUGUGGUGUCCAAUUUUGUUUUAGUUGCUUGUCUGAAGCUCACUCACCUUGCUCUUGUCUAAUGUGGGAACUCUGGUCCAAGAAAUGCCAUGAUGAGUCUGAGACUGUUAAUUGGAUAACAAUCCACACGAAACCUUGUCCAAAAUGUCACAAGCUGGUUGAAAAGAAUGGAGGGUGCAACUUAGUAUGCUGUGUCUGUGAACAAGCAUUUUGUUGGCUAUGUGGCGGUGCUACCGGCAAAGAUCAUACUUGGACAACCAUCGUUAAUCACAGCUGUGGGCGGUAUAAAGAAGAUUGUAAAAAGAAAGCUGAGGUUGCAAAGAGGAGCCUGGAUCGUUACAUUCACUACCAUAGUCGAUACAAAGCGCAUGCUGAUUCUUUUAAGCUAGAAUCUAAACUAGAAGAAGCCAUUCAAGAAAAGAUAACAAAGCUGGAAGACAGGGAAUCUACUUCUAAAGAUUUCAGUUGGGUAAUGAAUGGGCUCUACAGGCUAUUUAGGUCAAGGCGAAUUCUUUGCUGCACCUACCCAUUUGCCUAUUACAUGUUUGGCGAUGACUUGUUUAAAGAUGAAAUGACAGAGGAGCAAAAGGAACUUAAGAAAAACUUGUUUGAGGACCAACAACAGCAGUUCGAGGCAAAUGUUGAGAAGCUUUCAUCAUUUUUAGAGGAAAAUUUUGAUGAAUACACGGAGGACCAAAUUAGGGAUCUGAGAAUGAGGAUCAUCUGUCUUUCCGUUAGCAUUGGUACUCUGUGUCAAAACAUGUAUGAUUGCAUCGAGAAUGAUUUGCUGGGUUCCCUGACGCAGGCAGUUCACAGAAUAGCUCCCUACCAUUCAAAUGGUGUGGAGAAAGCUUCAAAACUUCCUAGUUGUUGGGACACUGACUGAGGUCUAAUGGUACUGAUGUUAGGUCCUAGUUGUUGCCCUCUGGAGUCAUGGCCAAGUUGAAGUUAUCAUCUUUACAAUACUAGAUAUUCUUUUGUCAUCAGUUUUCACUAUGGAGAUGGACAAUUGACCAUCUUUCAAAAGUUUCUUGUGCAGAUACCUGUCAGUUGAAGCCAGUCAUUUCUAAUCCAGCUUCAGGUGUUAAAACUGAUGAUGGGUAGAUGUCUGUCUGAUUUGCCGCAGAUAUGAUAAUAUUGGAGGGAGAUUUAUUGGGCUCUUAUACAAUAUUUAUUGUUCAAUAAGGUUGCUCGUUUCGUUUCUUCAUAAAAUAAAGUGGUCCUUGUUAGAUGGUCA
This is a messenger RNA of Tripterygium wilfordii, 2310 nucleotides long. Its product is annotated as probable E3 ubiquitin-protein ligase ARI2. Gene Ontology annotation, molecular function: ubiquitin protein ligase activity; zinc ion binding; ubiquitin conjugating enzyme binding. Gene Ontology annotation, biological process: protein polyubiquitination; ubiquitin-dependent protein catabolic process; positive regulation of proteasomal ubiquitin-dependent protein catabolic process. The transcript has 6 exons. NCBI's taxonomy places the organism in Eukaryota, Viridiplantae, Streptophyta, Magnoliopsida, Celastrales, Celastraceae. The record is from RefSeq and is a predicted model, not a curated record. The coding region runs from base 361 to 1959 and encodes 532 amino acids. Gene Ontology annotation, cellular component: cytoplasm; ubiquitin ligase complex.